UUAUAGUAAUCACUAUCAUAAAUAUAGAUUAACUUUUACUAUACGCCUCGCUUAAAAAAAUAAAAUAUAAAAAAUAAAGCUUAUAAUGCUAUAUGUAGGACAGAAAAGGAUCUUAUUUAUAUAUGUCUAUAUUAGUUUAGUGCACUAGUAUCCAUUGGAAAAUGGCUGCGCCCAUGCAAUCGCAAGUACCGUCAGUUGCUCAGCAACAAACUGGCCAACAACCACCACAAUCUGUGCAACAAAGUGAUAUAGACCCUAUAACCAAGUUUAAGCUACUCCUUCCACGCCUUAAGGAUUCACUAAUUGCUUUAUGCAGAGUUGCUGGUCAGAUGUUUAAAGUGAACGCAGCACAAGACAGUGGAGGCCAAUCAGAGAUCCAGCAGCAUAGAUCUGAGAGGUUUGAAAAGAGCUUGGAGGAUUUUUGUGGCAUCUGUGACCAGAUUGAAGUAAACUUGAGACUGGCUUUGGAACUUUACCAUCAGACAGAAGACAGCUUGAGAAACACACCACUGUCAAUUGUGCUGCCAGUGCAAAAAUCAGAAUCUACCGCUAAUCCACAAGAAGGACAAUCAUAUGCUCAGUACCUAACUACUGUUCGUACACAGAUCAACUUUGCAAAAGAGAUUCAUGAUCUUUUACAUGAGCAAGCCAUGAAGCUAUUAGAAAAACCACAGCUGCCACCUAUGCCUUCACAGCAGCAGCAAACACAACAGGAAUAAUUUGUGGUGCAUGCAUGCAUGUGUGUGAGAGAGUUUUCAAAUGGGUACAUGUUAGUGUAUAUCUUAAUAAUGGUUCAUUGUCAGCAACAAUUUUGAACAUGCUUUUUCUUGUUUUAUUUCGCUAUCAAAUAAUCUGUGCUGUUACAUCCUGACUGGCAGUUUUGUAAACCCAGCCAUAGACUUGCUCAUGAGAGCAUUCUUGUUAAUAAAAGUGCUUGAAAAGUGUUAAAA
This is a messenger RNA of Pomacea canaliculata, 950 nucleotides long. Its product is annotated as mediator of RNA polymerase II transcription subunit 29-like. Gene Ontology annotation, biological process: regulation of transcription by RNA polymerase II. The coding region runs from base 162 to 719 and encodes 185 amino acids. Gene Ontology annotation, cellular component: mediator complex. Gene Ontology annotation, molecular function: transcription factor binding; transcription coregulator activity. Lineage: Eukaryota; Metazoa; Mollusca; Gastropoda; Architaenioglossa; Ampullariidae. The record is from RefSeq and is a predicted model, not a curated record. The transcript has 4 exons.